Molecule: messenger RNA, 2341 nt
Organism: Micropterus salmoides (largemouth bass)
Lineage: Eukaryota; Metazoa; Chordata; Actinopteri; Centrarchiformes; Centrarchidae
Gene: smg9
Product: SMG9 nonsense mediated mRNA decay factor
Exons: 13
Coding region: 280-1806 (508 amino acids)
Biological process (GO): nuclear-transcribed mRNA catabolic process, nonsense-mediated decay
Source: RefSeq, a predicted model, not a curated record
AACGUCGAAUUACGAAAAAAGCGCACCUAGUGGGACGCUUUAGCUAGCGUACGUUACGUCCACAGACGAGUGCUUCAGGUUAAACUUGUAACCGCUAAAUAUGCUCAAACGUCAACGAAAGUAAUUGUCACAGGGUUAAAGUUAGCUGGGAGCAGGUUUCUAGUUUAGAAGAUAUUUCAGUGAAAGUAAUUAUCUUCAGCUCGCCUCUGCCUGGACGGGGAUCAUCGUUAGCUAGCUUUCUGUUGACACCAGCUGUAAGUGAAUCAGGUGAGGAGAGACAUGUCCGAGUCCGGCCACAGUCAGCCUGGGAUGUACGGCCAGGGACGCAGAAGGAGGCGACGCCGGGGAGACCGAGAUGCUGGACCUCCGGGCCAAAAUCUGUCCGGUCCUAGUCGGGAUCGAGAAUACCAACCCAGGGAACGAAGGGAUGGGAGUGAGGAUCCACCGGGCCCACUCAUUCAGAAGACCCCCAUCAUUCUUGCUAAACCCCCUGGAGAAAGGGCCAAGUCAUCGCAGAAUGCACCUGCGAGUGGAGCUCCAGUCCUGGAGAAGCCCAUCAUGCUAAUGAAAGCCAGGGAUGAUGGAGGGAAGCCGGGGACCCCUCCAGAAGCAGCAGCUCAGCCCCCUGGUCCUGGGCCCUCCAAGAUGGAGAAGGAAGGGCAGCGGCCCACCCAGCCUGUAUACCAGAUCCAGAACAGGGGGAUGGGUGCUUCUGCAUCGAGCAGCAUUGUGGACCCUAUGGUUGGCCAGUCUAAACUCCUCCCUCCAGAGAAGAUGAAGCACAGCAUCAAGCUAGUGGAUGAUCAGAUGAACUGGUGUGACAGUGCCAUGGAGUAUCUGAGGGAUCAGACCGAUAUGUUGGUGGUGGGAGUCAUUGGCCUGCAGGGAACUGGGAAAUCUACGAUCAUGUCACUGUUAUCUGCCAACACUCCUGAGGAAGAUCCAAGGGGUUACGUAUUCAGAGCCCAGACUCAAGAAAUCAAGGAAAGAGGAGGAAACCAGAGCACAGGCAUUGAUUUCUUCAUCACACAGGAGAGAGUCAUCUUCUUGGAUACACAGCCAAUGCUCAGCCCAUCUAUUCUCGACCACCUCAUCAAUAACGAUCGGAAGUUGCCUCCUGAGUACAACCUCCCACACACAUAUGUGGAGAUGCAGUCUCUUCAGAUCGCCGCCUUCCUGUUUACAGUGUGCCAUGUUGUCAUUGUGGUUCAAGACUGGUUCACUGACUUAAACCUAUACAGGUUUCUUCAGACUGCUGAGAUGGUGAAACCUUCCACUCCGUCUGCAAGCCAUGACAGCAGUGGCUCUUCAGGCAGUGACGAUGGAGCAGAGUACUAUCCUCAUAUAGUGUUCCUCCAGAAUAAGGCCAGACGGGAUGAUUUCUGCCCACAGAAUCUGAAGAACAUGCAUAUGGUGGUGGACAAACUAAUGGCCCACUCUCAUCUCAAAUACAAAGGCACAUUGUCCAUGCUUGACUGCAAUAUUUUCCCCGGUUUGGGGCAAGAUUACCUGGCAACUGAAGUCAACAUGUUCCUCCUUCCUGUGCAGGAGAAUGACGGGGAGGAUAAUCUGACUAAAGCAGGGUUGGGAACAUACCCGCUGUUCUCUCUGCUGCCGGGGUACAGAGGACAUCCUGCCUUCUCCACAAUGGUUUCAAAACUCCGCAGCCAAAUACUGGCCAUGCCCCGCUGUCAGCUGUCCCACACAAUCCUGACUGAGAAGAAUUGGUUCCACUACGCAGCUCGUAUCUGGGAUGGGGUAAAAAAGUCCUCGGCCCUCUCCGAAUACAGCCGCCUGCUCUGCUGAGACCUCGGUUGAACUGCUGUAUUAUUUUAUUGCUGUGCAAGCUCUUAUGUCCCAUAAUCAGGUCACAUAAAGAGGAAUGUGUCUUUGAAAGACCGUGGUUUGCACCCUACAUCAGGGACGAGGGAAAGUUGAAGCCCAGUCAGUGGUGAAGGGCAGAUAUGUGUGGUGGUGUUGGUGACACCAACUGCUCUCAACAGACUUUGGUGGGAAUCCACUCUCACUGCUCCAUGUCAGAUAGUUGUGCAUUCUCGCCCCUAGGGAAAUGUAAUGAUCGAAUUGUCACAGCUGCACCCUGUACCGCAGUGGUGAGAAAGAGAGAAAAAAACUGUUGGAGGAAAAUGUUGGAGCAAGUUGUGCGCAUUUUUUACUUUGGAUGUCAUGAUUAACUGUGAUAUUGCAACUGUAGUUUUGGGUGAACAGAUGUUGCAUAUGUGUUUUCUGAGAACAUAUAUAUCCUGUAAGUUUAUUUUUAUUUUCAUCAAUAAAAGACUAAUCACUAAUUACUCAGAAAUAAAAGGAAGCUUGUGAAAACUUU